This is a messenger RNA of Eucalyptus grandis, 1733 nucleotides long. Its product is annotated as cytokinin dehydrogenase 3. Lineage: Eukaryota; Viridiplantae; Streptophyta; Magnoliopsida; Myrtales; Myrtaceae. Gene Ontology annotation, molecular function: cytokinin dehydrogenase activity; FAD binding. The coding region runs from base 50 to 1618 and encodes 522 amino acids. The transcript has 5 exons. Gene Ontology annotation, biological process: cytokinin metabolic process. The record is from RefSeq and is a predicted model, not a curated record.
CCAACGCACACAAACUUGCACAUCAUCAUUUCAUCCCUUCAACUUCAGAAUGGCACAAAACCAUCCAGUGGUCUCACAUUGCAUGGCGAUAACACUCAUCUUGAUGAGCACACUGGUGUGCCAAUCCAAGCUUUUGAACGAUCCACUAUACCGCGAGCUCCUUUCUCUCCCCAUCGCCAGCGACCUCCACAUUGACCCCGAAUCCAUCGCUGAGGCCUCUGUUGACUUUGGCCUCAUUGUUCGAAAAAUUCCUGCAGUCGUCCUUCGCCCAUCUCACCCCGAAGACAUCGCGGUUCUCGUGGCGUUCGCGAACAGUAAAUCCUCUAUCCCUUUCACUAUCUCAGCCAGAGGAUGUGGCCACUCCGUCCGGGGACAAGCUAUGGCUCGUGAUGGGGUCGUUGUGGACAUGACGUCUCUUGGUAACAAGACCGCCGUGUCAUGGAGCCAGUCGCUCGGCCACUAUGCCGACGUCGGAGGCCAGCAACUUUGGAUCAAUGUGCUGGAGGAGACGCUGAAACAUGGUGUUACCCCGGUUUCGUGGACAGAUUAUUUGUACCUAACUGUGGGUGGUACGCUCUCUAAUGCAGGCAUUAGCGGGGAAACAUUUCGAUAUGGUCCUCAGAUCAGCAAUGUCUACGAAAUGGAUGUCAUCACUGGAACUGGGCACUUUUUUACUUGCUCUCCCCACAAAAAUCCGGAGUUAUUUUACUCCGUCCUUGGUGGUCUUGGUCAAUUUGGCAUAAUAACAAGAGCAAGGAUCGCAUUGGGUCAAGCUCCAAAGAGAGCUAUAUGGGUGCGAAUGCUAUACAGUGAUUUUUCAGCUUUUACAACGGACCAAGAACGGUUGAUAUCGCUCCAUGGAAGGGAUCAAGAUGAAGCAUUGGACUACGUAGAAGGUCAGCUUUUCAUGCGCCGAAAUUCAGACAGUUGGAUAUCUUUCUUCUCUCUCUCGGACCGCCCGCGACUGAUGUCCCUAUUAACCGAACACGAGCUCCUCUACUGCAUCGAAGUAGCCAAGUUCUACGAUGAACGCACUCGAAGUACAGUAGACAAGGACCUGAAGACGAUAUUGAAAGAUUUGAGCCAUGUCCCUGAGUUCCUGUUCCAAAAAGAUGUCGGCUACGUAGAUUUCUUGAAUAGAGUGCGAGCAGAAGAGCUGACGCUCCGAGAACUGGGGCUCUGGAACGUUCCUCAUCCGUGGCUUAACCUAUUUGUGCCCAAAUCUCGCAUUGCCGAUUUCAACACAGGCGUUUUCAAGAACAUUGUUCUCAGAAAGAACAUAACAACCGGACCUGUUCUCAUUUACCCUAUGAACAAUGACAAAUGGGAUGAUAGAAUGUCUGCUGUCAUACCAGACGAAGAUGUCUUUUAUACCGUUGGAUUCUUGCUUUCAAGUGGGUUUAAAGACUGGCAAGAGUUCGACCUUCAAAAUAAGGAGGUGCUCCUUUUUUGUGAAGAUAAUGGUAUAAAGGUCAAGCAGUACCUUCCAAAUUACAGCACCGAAAGAGAGUGGAUGCAACAUUUUGGUCCCAAAUGGAGGGCAUUUCAAGAGAGCAAAGCUCAGUUCGAUCCAAAAAUGUUGUUGUCUCCUGGGCAGAGGAUCUUCAACCAAAACUAAGGCAUGGAUUCAAAGAUUGACGGGGUUUAUGGUUCAGUAGGUUUUCUAAUCACACAAUUAAUUGUGUUUAUAUGAAUCAUGUAUGUUUACUUAGCUUCUGAUAAUUUCAUAUGUA